AUGACGUCCGAUUUUUCACUUCGGCGGCAACGGAAAGUUGUCAUCACCACAUCUCCCGCUCCUUCCGAGUCUGAUUCACGCCGCGAUUCCUACUUUUCAGAAGCCUCUCAGUCAACAGCACCUACAUCAUAUCACUCAGUUUCCGGCUCUAAUAACAAAACCCUCGAUGUAUCCCAAGGCCAUAAACCCACGACGGGAAUGAAAGCACCAACUCCUGCCGAGCGCAGAUUUGACAUGACAUCAUCCUCGAUCGCCACAUUCGACUCAGUUUUGUCUGAGAUGGCACCUUUAUGUCGCGAUUUGCCAGUCGGUGGCGAGGAUCUGGAGAUUGAAACUGAAGAUGAGGUAGAAGAAGAAGAAGAGCAGGAAAGUGGCGACGACGACGACGAUGAUGACAGGGAGGAUGAUCAAGAAGACGCAGACAAGGACUUCAUUCUGUCCGACCCCGAAUCGCUUCACAUCCCUCCAGUACUGCCACCUUAUCGCGGGACAUCCAACGAACGACCUUGCCGACCAUCUACACCUCAGGACUUUAGUCGACUAUUUCCUUCACUGGACCGACUUGCUGUGCGCCAUGAUGAUUGUACCUCCGACGGCAAUAUGAAUCUCCGUGUUGAUACCGUGGUCCCAUUUGGACAUUCUCGACGAACACUCGCAGUCCAGCUCUUCCACCUUCGCAUGCACGACCUUGUUCGCCGCGAGUUCUCCCUGCGCCGGUAUUGCCGUGACUCUGGCCGCGAGGUUUGCAAUUCCAAGCGCACAUAUGCUCCAGCACCUACUGGUACCGUUGCCGCAGCACGCCCUGCCAUCCAACGGUCAAUGAGUUCUGCCAUGCGGACGAUGACCACGCCGUUUCACCGACCUACGUCCAGCACGUCCUCAAUCUUCAAACACGGCAAUGCUGCCAGCGCUUCAGACAACGCUUCGGUUUGGUCUGGCUCGCACCACACCGACAGGUCGGAGUCACAAACACCCAAGCCUAAGGCACGAAUGGUACCCACCAACCGUAUCAAGCUCGAAUUUAGCAACUACGCUCGUGUGGACAUUGCGCGACGAGGUGGACGCACGAACAAGCGGUAUGAGUUUGAAUGGUGGGGUCACACGUACGCCUGGAAACGUGUAAUCGACAAGAACCUCAAUGUAGUCUCAUUCCACCUUGUGCGAGAUGGCCAUGGCACCCCUAUUGCCCAUAUCGUUCCUGAAAUGCGCAGUCCUAACCAGGUUCUCGACGACGAGAUGGCUGGUGCUUGGGUUACCCCUUGCUAUAUAUGGAUUAGCGACAAUAGUAUUAUUGAUGCUAUUACAGAUGUGGCUGAUGUCAUCAUUUCUACUGGUCUCAUUUCCCUCGUCGACGACUGCAUCAAAGAGCGAUGGCAAGCCAAAAAACCUUCACAUCGUGCCAUUCGCAGGGACACUGCCGACUUGAACCAGUCGAACCCUCGCUCAUUCAUGCCCAGCUUCUUCCAGCGUCGUCACUCUGAGGAACAUUCUUCGAGUCGUGGCUCGAUGAGAUUUGGUCGUAAGCCUGUUGCUGCGUAUUGA
Molecule: messenger RNA, 1542 nt
Organism: Fusarium sp. VM40
Lineage: Eukaryota; Fungi; Ascomycota; Sordariomycetes; Hypocreales; Nectriaceae
Source: the annotation of a GenBank genome assembly